This is a messenger RNA of Penicillium cosmopolitanum, 1743 nucleotides long. RefSeq names its product WD40 repeat domain-containing protein. Gene Ontology annotation, cellular component: catalytic step 2 spliceosome. Gene Ontology annotation, biological process: mRNA splicing, via spliceosome. The record is from RefSeq and is a predicted model, not a curated record. Lineage: Eukaryota; Fungi; Ascomycota; Eurotiomycetes; Eurotiales; Aspergillaceae. Gene Ontology annotation, molecular function: mRNA binding; protein binding. The transcript has 2 exons. Bases 1 to 1743 code for a protein of 580 amino acids.
AUGUCGGCUUUAUUAGGCGCCGGGUACGAUUCAAGCGACGAUGACUCCGUACCCAAGACCUCAGCAACACCCGCCACCAAAAUUGUGGCCGCGCCAGAAGUGAAUACAGAGGAUCAAGCACACAUGCAAAUGACCCUAGCCAACACCUCGUCGCAAGCCCUCACCUACAAUGCCACCUACGAUGAUAUGAUACGACCGGCCCAAGGCCCGAUCAACCCAUUCAAGCCCGCCGGUCCAGGCAACGGAAUCAAGCGCAAGAAUGUCCCGACCGGAUUCGCCGAAGAGGCCGCCAUCAGCGAGUCGACUUUCUCCGCGCAACACCGUACUUUCCAGAGCUUGGGCUAUACGCGCAACCCGACCCUGCCGGAUCAGUUUGUCGGGAAUAUGGAGAAUGUCGCCCAAUUUGGCGGUCGCGAUGUCGUGCAGAUGAAGCCUACGAAAGAGAAGUCUGCCUCGUGGCGCGCGAAGCGCCAACGGAAGGGCGAUUCGAGUAUCGUCGAAGGUGACGGGGCGUAUCUGGGCCCCUGGGCGAAAUAUCAGAAUGAUCAGCAGUAUGAUCAGUAUGAGGUUGGCGAGGGGGAUGAUCAUGUUUUGGCUAGUGAUGAGGAGUUUGUUGAGGAAGAUGAGACUCUGGCUACCGAUGCGCCCAUGCCGGCCAUGAGCAAGGAAGCUACCGAUUACCAGGGCGAUACUUCGAGGGUGGAAACGUCCGAAUUCCACGGCUCCGAGCAGUUCGAUUACCAGGGUCGGACUUAUAUGCAUGUCCCCCAGGACUUGGAUGUCGACUUGCGCAAAGAGGUCGGCAGUAUCAAGAAUUAUGUCCCGAAGAAACUGGUUCAUACUUGGAAGUCGCAUACCAAGCCUAUCACUUCACUUCGUUUCUUCCCCAACUCCGGUCACUUGUUGCUCUCCUCGGCUGCUGAUGGAAAGGCUAAGAUCUGGGAUGUUUACCACCAGCGUGAACUGCUCCGCACUUUCUCAGGUCAUAAUAAGGCUAUCACUGAUACGGAUUUCCAUCCUACUGGAAAGACUUUCUUGACCGGUUCAUUCGAUCGCAACAUCAAGCUCUGGGAUACAGAGUACGGCAAGUGUAUUGGUCGAUUUUCCACGGGUAAGACACCGCACGUCGUACGCUUCAACCCGAGCGCCGAGCACUCGCACGAAUUCCUGGCUGGUAUGUCGGAUAAAAAGAUUGUUCAGUUCGAUACGCGGUCCGGAGAGCUGGUCCAGGAAUACGAUCACCAUCUGGCAGCUGUCAAUACUAUCACUUUUGUCGACGAUAACCGUCGCUUCAUCACUACCUCCGACGACAAGUCCCUGCGUGCUUGGGAAUACGGCAUCCCCGUUCCGAUCAAGUUCAUUGCCGAGCCUUAUAUGUUCGCUCUCACACGUGCGACGCCGCACCCGAAUGGAAAAUAUGUUGCCUUCCAGUCCGGCGAUAAUCAGAUUGUCGUUUACGGUGCUACCGAUAAGUUCCGCCAGAAUCGCAAGAAGAGCUUCCGUGGGCACAACACUUCCGGCUACGGUAUUGAUCUGAAGAUCUCGCCUGAUGGUCAAUUCAUUGUUUCGGGUGACAGUGCUGGAUUUGCUUGCUUCUGGGACUGGAAGACUGGUAAGAUGUACCAUAAGAUCCAGGCUGGUGGGAAAGAAGGCGGUGCUGUUACUUGUUUGGAUUGGCACCCGCAAGAGACGAGUAAGGUUGUUACUGGUGGGUUGGAGGGUGUUAUCAAAUACUGGGAUUAG